Plutella xylostella (diamondback moth) is the source of this 1364-nucleotide messenger RNA. RefSeq lists its product as uncharacterized. Lineage: Eukaryota; Metazoa; Arthropoda; Insecta; Lepidoptera; Plutellidae. The record is from RefSeq and is a predicted model, not a curated record.
CAUGUUUGACCAAGGUUUGACUUCUUCAGUUCACUCGCGUCUCGUUCCAAGUCCCUAUGAUGAUGAUGACCCACCACCUUUUGACAUAAUGUAGUUAUGUGAAACAUAAUAGAGAGCUUGACUAUUAACUUCAAUGACCACCGAUUUGGAACACCGUUUCUCUGUAACUCUUUAGCAGACUGUGGUCAUGUCCAGACCCGGUCAUUGGCCAAGGAUUAAUGAUUGCGACACGCGUGGGCUUACAACUUUUAGUAACAUUACAGUCGCAGCCUGCCUUCAGAACUCAUCCAACUUUGAAAGGCUCUGUUGUCUUUUAUAUGAAAUUAUUUAUUUGUAUAUACUUACCUAAGUGUUAAUUAACUAAACAGUGAUGGAUGUGCGAUUUAUUUUUGGUCUGAUAGUGGUUUUAGCAGCAUCCAACCACCAAUCAGCCUCUGUGUCCGUGAAACCCACCCUCUGUCCAACCAAUAAGAUCGCGCCCCACCGUCGGAUAGCCAAUAGUGGUACCCUCGGGUACUUCGCAGAGUUGUUCAACGACAAUCGUCUGCAGAAUGAUGCCCCUAGUGCUCUUCAGGAGCAGCCUCAAGAGGAUGACCCCACUGAUUGCGGGGAUAUUGAGGAUUAUGAUGAGACUGACUUAAGUUCUAUCACACCUCAAAGGAAACGAGCCUUCACAGAGAACGCAGAGAACAGAUGGUUCUUCAAUUUUGGUGGUCCGACUAGACCACCUCCCAACAGACCACAACGACCAGAAUAUAUACCCAACCAACCUCAAUACCCACCCAACACGCCGCAAUACCCUCCAAACAGGCCACAGGGACCUUAUUACCCACCCAAUUCCGAUCCAAAUCGUCCGCAAAGACCGGAAUAUCCACCGAACAGACCGCAAAGACCCGAGUAUCCACCAAAUAGGCCACAAAGACCAGAAUAUCCUCCAAAUAGGCCGCAAAGGCCAGAGUUUCCGCCGAAUAGGCCACAGAGGCCGGAUCGGCCACCGCAUCCUCCGUAUGGGUCUGGAGGCAUCUUCGGCGGCAACCAACACCGUCCACCGCCGUAUCAGGAUCAAUACCCAUCAGAAAAUGUAAAACCAGUUUACGAAGAAGGCCAGGAGCCGGCAGCAGUGACAAGCAAUUAUAGCCCCUCUGUAGUAGGAGGGUCGCUGGGUCAAAUAGUCGGAGUUUCCCCGGCCAGACCCACACAGGCACCGGAUAUCCGGCCCACUACGUAUAGACCAGUCAGAUUUGACCCGGGACCAAACAACAACAGAGAUAGGCCAGAGAGAAGAGCGAACGGUAGUAAUACUAUUUUAGGCUCGUUCUUUGAUUUGUUAUUUAGGUAAAUAAAGUGUUAUGUAUGUUGUAAUU